Adineta steineri is the source of this 1326-nucleotide messenger RNA. The record is from the annotation of a GenBank genome assembly. Lineage: Eukaryota; Metazoa; Rotifera; Eurotatoria; Adinetida; Adinetidae.
AUGAUUGAAAAGAUAGGUAGUACACGAAUUAUUGAGCGUGGCGUUGGUGAUGCUGCAGGUGAUUUUUUUGGUGCAUUUGAAAUUUGGAAAGAAAAUCUGUUUCGAACAUUACGAAUAAAUAUUGGCAAUCAAAAUGUAUUUACUAAUGAAAAACUUUCAGUUGAAAUUGUCAAUUCAAACAGACAUCUUGGACAAAUAACAGAUUCUGGAAUUGUUUUACAAAAUAAAAUUUUAGUUGAAACAAAUGAAAAUGGACCUAUGAAACGACAUUUGGAAAUUCAAUUACCGAGAGGAGAAACUUAUCGUACCGGAGAUUAUCUUGCUGUAUUACCCAUACAUCCAAUUGAAAUUGUUUCUCGAGUUCUUAGACGAUUUCAUUUAUCUAGUAUUACCCGUAUUGAAAUUACUUCUUCUACAAAUACAUUCUUUCCAACAAAUUAUCCAGUUAGUGCAUUUGAUAUAUUAAGUGGUUAUGUUCAAUUAACUCAACCAAUCAGUAAAAAGCCAAUUGAAAUUCUUGCCGGAUUAUGUCAAAAUGGAAUAGAAGGAAUAAGUCUUACAAAUCUUGCUGGAGAUGAAUAUGAAAACGAAAUUCUGGAUAAACGAAUAAAUAUUUUGGAUAUUCUUGAAUUAUAUCCAUCAUGCAAACUUUCAUUUGCACAAUAUCUUCAAAUGCUUCCAUCACUUCGUGUUCGUCAAUAUAGCAUUUCUUCAUCAUCUUUAUGGAAUUCUGAAGUUGUAACAAUAGCAUUUGAUGUACUCAGACCAUCAUUAAAUGGAGUUGGACAAUGUUAUGGUAUUGCAUCGAAUUAUCUUGCAACUCUCAACGAAGGUGAUCAUAUUAGUUGUAGUGUUCGAGCAAGUAAUGUUAAAUUUCAUCCACCUGAAGAUACAACAAUACCUAUUGUUAUGACAGCUGCUAGAACUGGAAUUGCACCAUUUCGUGAAUUUAUUCAAGAAAGCGCAGUUCAAUUAUCAUGUGGAACGGAAGUUGGACGAACAAAUGAAGAUUUUUUGUAUUUAGAUGAAUUGAAUAUAUGGUCGCAACUUCCUAAAAUACAAGUCAAAUCUGUUUUCUCUCGUGAAAACAAUGAUGGUAACAAAUAUGUUCAAGAUUUACUUUGGGAAGAUCGAAAUGAGAUUGCUAACUUGUAUUUCAAUGGUGCACGAUUUUAUACAUGUGGUAGUGGUAAAAACUUAGGUACAUCAGUGAAAACAUGUCUUAUCAAAAUUAUUGCGGAAAUUGAACAACGUAAUGAAGAUGAAGCAAGAGAAAUUCUUGAAGAAAUUUCACUUGAUCGAUAUAGUGUUGAUGUUUUUACAUAA